AUGGCAUCUCUCUGGCCUGGGAAGCCUUCCACAGACUCCCUGAAAGACAUCGCAGAUGUUGCAGACACUGGGCUCGCAGAUGUAGGCCUUCCAGCUCCUCAACAACCUUCGAGCACGCCCAUGGGACGUCCUCAGCUCCAGCGCAAUCAGCCGCAGCCGCCCCCUCCACACCAACCUCCUCCCCCUCCUGCGCCCCAAGCUGGCAAUCCCAAUGAUUCCCUCUCGCUGAUGCAACUGCGACGGAUCGUCACCGAAUUCCCAAAGAUAGAUCCAACCUCCUACGCCUUCACAUAUGCCGACUCCUCAUCGUUCGAAGAGGAAGUGGACGAAUGGUUCUCCUACAAUGAUGCCGAAUACAAGCGGUUACAGCGCGCCCAAGAUACCUUCGAGAGGCGAUGGCAGAAGUUUUCUAGCAAGCCAUGGCUGGAGACGGACGAGGCAGAACAGCAGAAAUUUAUUGAACGAGAAGUCAAUGGCCUCCUUGCUACGGAUUUAAGGAGAAGGUGCAAGAGCCUGCAGACUAUAUUACACAUCAUACUGGGCGUAUGGGACGAGACAGCUGGUGUUAAGGGGUCCGGAACCGAUGCGGAGGUAGCGAAAGCCAAAACGAAAGCUACACCGACACAACUUGAGCACAUGAAAUCAGGCAUAAAGGCUGUUGCAAGGUUUGGUGGCAUUUCGUUGCUGGUACAGGUCAUGCAAAAUGCGUUCAAGAGGUUAUGGGAUGAUGACUUCAGAGAGACAAAGCUUCUAGAAGAAGAUAUCCUUUUCAUACAAGAUGAGUUGGAUAAUGUUACCACAAUCAUAUAUUUGGUCAUCGAGGGAAUCAGGAAUGAUCCAGUUGGCUUGGACGGUGCACGGUCGAAAGUCUUAGAAAUGAAUCCUGGGCUUGUGGAUUAUUUUGUAACCAUUACAGCCAGGCUUCGAUGGGACGAGGCAAAUGAGCUUCCACAAACAAGAAUCUUCUUACUGUUCUGGAAGUCAAUACUGCUUGUUUUCGGCGGCACACCAGAAAUCGACGUAGUCAAGAAGGCCACGAGCGAGUUCAAGCACCUUGACGGAGAUGGCGGUAAAUUGAUUACAGCCUCACCUCUCGAUUAUCACAUAUUCCGUCAAGAGAUAACCUCGAAGUACCCCGCAUAUACUCCACCUCCGCCCUUACUAGCCCUCGAGCCUGAUAACAAUUCGAUUCUUCCGCCACUCCCCAAUCGACCAAGCAGAGCAAACGGUGCCAAUGGCAUCAUACCACCACCUAUGAACGUCAACAGCAGUGGCGCAUCUAUUCUUCAUCAGCCUGUUCAUAUUGCAACACCAGCCCCAUCACCACCUCCCUCGCCACCAGUCGGCGGAAAGGCUGGAAAGAAACAAAACUAUCAAACAAAUCAAAACUUCCCUUUCAUGUACCCACCAUUGGACAGUACCAGUAACAGUGCUGGAGGUAAGGGCUCAGCUGGCUUGCAGGAGUUUCUUGUAGGACGAAAAUGGGAAGGAAGCGAUAUACCCAAGUCAAUUCUCGAAGCAGGUGAUCUUUUCUCCAAACGAAUGAGGAUGACAAGAGCUAUGCGCCAAUUAUGGGAUGAACGCGAGAGAUUUUUGAAGUCUGAAAGAGGAUGGGACGGGCAAGAUGAUGACAUCGAGGAACUCGACCUUGAUACUAUCCUGUCAAAAAAGCUCUCACUGAAUGAGCCAAAGCGUGUGCGACCUGAAGUCGAUUAUGGUCCAAAUCUCGACAUUCCAGAAGAGGUUAAGCAAAAGCUGGAUCUGGUGGAACUGUUUUACCAAGAUUCCCUCCCUCAUCUUCAAUCACUUGUCAUCGUAUUACUAAAAGCAGUCUUGGCAAACGUUACGGCAUUAAUCACACAACCGAUGGCACAACAACCAGGUCUUGCUCCCGGUUUCAGAUCUGAGGUUAACCUUCGUACUGGCGUUCCGGCUCAGAAUAGGCAGCAGGAUCCGGCAAACAUUCCUCUCCCGAUGGCAGUCGACCCGUCGGAACUGCCAAUCGAUGAAAUUGAGGCCCUCCGUUCGCGAGAGAUCACUGCAAAAGCAGUGUCUGGCAUUCUUCUCAUCUUGCUAAAGUGGUUCAAGGUUUCCAACAUCUUGAAGUUUGAGUACCUUACGCAGCUUCUCCUAGACUCGAAUUAUCUUCCUCUUGUCCUGAAACUGUUCGCACAUCAGGAAAUAGAUAAGGUUGUCGACAACAAAACAGAUCGCGAUGAGAUGAGUUUCUUCGCCUUCUGUAACGCAAACAGUAAACAAGCCGCAAAACAACUUCAAUUAGACCGCGAGGGCGAAGAAAGUGAGGAUGAGGCAGCUCCACCGCCAAUCAAAAUGCGCCGAGAGCUACCUGUUGCCGGCGCAGAGGACAAACUGCCAGCGCUCACAUUCCAAGAAGGUCAACACGCAGGCAAGCGUCCAAUGCCAGAAGUUGAUGAACUUGGCUAUCCAACCAGCGAGCCACCAUCCGAACCCAUCACCGAAUUCUCAUGGAGAAACUUCUUUUCAUCCAUAAAUUUUCUGCGAGUCAUGCAAAAAAUAUGCAAAAACAAAGCUCAUCGCAAUCUUCUCCUCGUACAAUACAAAUCUUCAAAUAUCCUCAAGAAGUCAUUAAAGAUACCCCAACCCGAGCUCCGCCUUUACACCUUGAAGCUUUUCAAGAAUCAAGUCCCUUAUUGUGGUCGCAAAUGGCGACAAGGAAACAUGCGCGUCAUUACAGCAGUCUAUCUGCACUGUCGACCGGAACUGCGCGAUGACUGGCUUGCCGGCAGUGAUGUAGAUGCUGAAGUCGAGGAGGCACUACCUCUUGAACAAGCUUUACGCGCAUUAACCCACUGGCACAAUAUCAAACGAUAUCCCGACCAGAUGGGCGCCGACACAAAACUCCUCGAAGAAGAACACGAUUUCUUCGUUCGUGAAUUGGAGAAAAUGGAAUGGAUUGAUGAUGGCAUCGGAGAAGGAGAGAGCGUGGCGGACAGCGGUUGGGACGGGGUCAAUAAUGGGUGGUGA
Messenger RNA from Mollisia scopiformis, 3006 nucleotides. RefSeq names its product pheromone-dependent cell cycle arrest protein-like protein Far11. Lineage: Eukaryota; Fungi; Ascomycota; Leotiomycetes; Helotiales; Mollisiaceae. Gene Ontology annotation, cellular component: cytosol. Bases 1 to 3006 code for a protein of 1001 amino acids. The transcript has 4 exons. The record is from RefSeq and is a predicted model, not a curated record. Gene Ontology annotation, biological process: cytoskeleton organization.